UUCUCUCCGUUCCUGCUGGUUUCAGUUUGAAGCAUUCUGGCGAAUUCCUUUCCUGGAAUCUGCUGUUUCCAGGACCCGCGUCUGAAGCGAGCCAGUGGGAAGGCGCAGGGAAGGCGCAGAGUGGGCCAGCGAACAAGUGGGCACCUGUGGAAUUCGCGUCCUGCAGGUCAUUUUUGAGAACUUUUUUUUUUUUUUAAUCUUUAACAAGGCAUUGAAAACAUUUUAGGCAGUGGCUGCCCGGAUUGUCGUUGACACGGAGUAAUUGGAUAUUUGAAAAAUGAGGCGAAACACGGCAGCGGCCAGUGCAGGGCCCGAGGAAUAAUCUGCCUUGGUGGGGAAUGGGCGGCCCAUUCAGUUUCCCUGCCCCCCAGUAGGUGGUCGUGCGGCCAGAUUGCUUUGUUUGGGGGCAGCAGAUAAGGAACCGCUUUCCUCGCUUUCCUCUCCUCGCCCGCCCCGGCUCUCUGGGAGGAAGAGACUCUGAUUGUGGAAAUCGGGGCCCUUUUGUGAGAGGAUGUUUGUGGGGGGGGGGGCUGCACAUCUGCUGCCGGUCCUGCCUGAGGAACGUUGACAUCACUGUCACACCAACAUCAAUACACAGGAAAUGGAGAAAGGCACGGCAGAAUGUGAAGCCGCUCUCCGGGGAGAACCCAGGAUGCAGACGCUGCCCGUGACCUCUGCCCUGAGCGGCCACCGCACCGGCCCCGCGCCCAUCAGCCCCAGCAAGCGCAAGUUCAGCGUGGACCUGGGGCCCGACGAGCUGGAGUGUGAGGGCGACCACGCCUCCAAGAUGAGCCGCAUCUUCAGCCCCCAGCUAAACAAGACGGCCAACGGCGACUGCCGCAAGGACCCCCGGGAGCGCAGCCGCAGCCCCGUGGAGCGCGCCGUGGCCCCCGGCCUGGGCCUGCACGGGGGCCGCCUCUUCUCGCCGCCCAGCCUCGGCGCCGAGCUGCCCCUCGCCCUGACCAAGAACAGCAGCGACGUGGGCCGCGCCCCGGGCCUCCCGCCCUCCGCGGGCGAGCGACAGCAGAACCGGCCCUCGGUGAUCACGUGUGCGUCCGCCAGCACCCGCAACUGCAACCUCUCGCACUGCCCCAUCGCGCACAGCGGCUGCGCGGCCGGGCCGGCCAGUUACCGGAGGGCGCCCACGUCCGCCACUGCCUGCGACCCCGUGGUGGAGGAGCACUUCCGCCGGAGCCUGGGCAAGAACUACAAGGAGCCCGAGCCCGCGCCCAAUUCCGUGUCCAUCACGGGCUCCGUGGACGACCACUUCGCCAAGGCCCUGGGCGACACGUGGCUGCAGCUGAAAGCGGCCAAAGACGGCGCGUCCAGCAGCCCCGAGUCGGCCUCCCGCCGCGGCCAGCCGGCCAGCCCCUCGGCCCACAUGGUCAGCCACGGCCACUCGCCCUCCGUGCUCUCCUGAAGGGGCGCCCGCCCGGAGACUCCGCCUGCAUGGUUUGCCUGAGCUUCUGAACAGUCCGUGCUUUAAAAAAAAAAGAGAAAAAGAAAAGAAAAAGGAAAAAAGAAAAAAAAUUUAAAAAACCCAACAAAAAUCGCGGGGUGGGAGGGCGGGAGGGAGGGGAAGGGGCUCAUCCGCAAGGACCCUGUUGGGAUUCUGCCCUUCUGUCGGGCUUGGGAUUGUGGGGCCGCACCCCGACAGCAGGGCCUGCGCGGGGCAUUCGAGCCUCCUGCCUCGGUCACCAAAGAACCGUCUCCUGCCGCCGGCUGCCCACUGCGGACCCGGGGCCGGCCCGAGCCCGGCGCGUACGCGCGCGUGUCCGUCCGUGCGCGCCUCCCCAACCCGGUGGGUGCGUGCGCGCGUCCCCAGCCCAGCGGGUACUCGUGUCCGACUGUGCGCGCAUCCCCAGCCUGGCGGAUGCGCAUGGCCACCUGUGCGCGUGUCCAUCUGUGCACGUGCCUGUCCGUGCGCGCGUCCCCUGCCUGGCGGGUGUGCAUGUCCACCUCAGCGCACGCGUCUGUCCGUGCGCGCGUCUCCGGGAAGCGCAGAGCGCAGCUGGCGCGUCUGAUUUGCACUAAGGAGGCGGGGGGCUCGCUCGGGGGGCUUGGGGGUGGCAGUUCCCAUCGCGGGCACUUGCUCGCGCGGCUUUGGGUGUCCACGGCCCGCUUGGGAAGGGGGGGGGGCCCUGCGUGCCAGGUGCUCGCUACUGACCUGCAGCUUCCCGGGCACCGAGGGGGCGCCGCCGGCCCCUCGGGGGCGAAAUAGCUGGUUUCUAUUCGUGCCCCCAGCCCCGGUUUGGUGGCCCCCGUCACCGUCAGAGACACACUCACUGCUGGUCCAGUUGGCGACGGGAGGCCCCUGGGGAGGCCAGGGGCUCGUGCUCGGGCCGGCGGCCCUCUCCGCACCCCCCCCCCCCGCCGCCCGGCUGCUUAGGGGUCCCUCCCCGGGGUGCGGGGACCUUCUCCCCCGCCGCCCGGAUCGCGACAAUCCGUGCUUGGGCGCGCGCGCUCCCGUGGGCGCCCGUGUACAUUCCUGUGCCUGGGUGCAGUUAACCCUGUAUUAUCGCUCGCGUAGGUUUAGCUACUAACUAGAAGUUAGGCGGCGGGGGAGCGCGGCUGACAAAGCUGGGGGCUGGAGGGGACCACCGGCGGCUCCUCUGGGGCCAGUGCGCGGCCCCACCCGGCUACAUUCCGGCCGCCCUGCGAGGUCACGGCGGGGCCAGGCGCGGCCUCCGGACUCCAGGGGGCUGGCUCUCAGGAGGGACCCUCGCAGGCGGCCGCCGGGUCUGGGGGCCGGGGGGCGGCGGGAGGCAGGCGGUGCUUGCGGGGGGUCUCCCGCCCCGCUUAUAUUUCACGCCCCCACCGGGCUUCCCGGCUCGCGGAGAACUUUUUUAUAUAGGUGACUUUAAGACCAUCAUUACGCUGUGCGUAAGGAAUGUACAGAGAAAUUUGUAGGUAUUUUUUGAAGAACAAUUAAUUUGUUAAUGAUAUGUAGCUAUUUAAUUUUUCCCAUUCCUAUUGUAAUCAUUCAUUUUUUUUGUUUGUUUGGAAAAAAAAAAGUUGAUCUUUUUUUUGUCGUAGAUUUGUCUGACAGUGCAGGAACACAGUUAUUCUAUGAGAACACUGCGUCUGCCUUACUCGCUGCAGGCCGCGGGAGCCGUGGCCGGGCCGGGCGCCCCCCGAACCCCCAGUGGCCAGCGGGUGGGCUCGGGCGCCAGGCCAGCAUCUGGAUAGGCGGGUCCCCUGGAGGGGCCUGGGGGGUGGGGGUGGGCGCCCUCCGUGUGUGUAAAUAUACCAUUCGCUGUGGCCUGUUUUUCCUGGAAGAAGAAGAAAAAAAAGGUUUGGCAGGCCAUCUUUUUUUUUUUGUACUUAAAAGUAGCCUUAAGAACAAUUAAUAAAGUGCUCUUAAACCACAA
Messenger RNA from Sorex araneus (European shrew), 3371 nucleotides. RefSeq names its product vestigial like family member 4 (gene VGLL4). Lineage: Eukaryota; Metazoa; Chordata; Mammalia; Eulipotyphla; Soricidae. The coding region runs from base 602 to 1420 and encodes 272 amino acids. The record is from RefSeq and is a predicted model, not a curated record. The transcript has 5 exons. Gene Ontology annotation, molecular function: transcription coactivator binding. Gene Ontology annotation, biological process: negative regulation of DNA-templated transcription.